Molecule: messenger RNA, 1227 nt
Organism: Aspergillus niger
Lineage: Eukaryota; Fungi; Ascomycota; Eurotiomycetes; Eurotiales; Aspergillaceae
Exons: 5
Coding region: 1-1227 (408 amino acids)
Biological process (GO): carbohydrate transport; transmembrane transport
Cellular component (GO): membrane
Molecular function (GO): carbohydrate:proton symporter activity
Source: RefSeq, a predicted model, not a curated record
AUGGUUUCGCCCAAGGGGAAGGUUUUCCUCAUUGCUGGCCUUGUAGCCCUGGCCGGGCUCUUGUAUGGCCUGGACACAGGUUCGAUUGGCCCAGUCACGCAAAUGCCCCAAUUCGAAUCCUCUAUUGGCCGAUUGUCGUCUACUCAACAGGGUGUCUUCGUCGCUUGUAUCCUCCUUUCGUCAUCCGCAUCCUCUUUGGCGAGCGGCCAUGUCUCGGACCGCAUCUCGAGAAAGUACGGAAUUCUCAUCGGCGGCCUGCUCUCACUGGCAGGGACCAUAAUUUCCGCCUGCUCGCCUAAUUUCGCUAGCUUGAUCGUCGCCCGGCUGAUUACCGGGGUUGGCAUGGGCCAAGCCAUUUCCGUCACCACCGUGUACCUGGUGGAGAUAGCCCCUGCAGAUGUGCGGGGCGUGGUGGCUUGCUCGCUUCAGCUCUACGUGGUCUUUGGCAUUAUGUCGGGGUACUUUAUCACGUAUGGGACACAGUAUCUCAAUGGGAGUAUGUCAUGGAGGGUACCGUUUAUUAUUCAGGCCAUCAUGGCCGCGGUCCUGUCGGUCGUGAUGCUGCUCCUGCCAUUCUCGCCUCGAUGGCUGGUGCAGGUCGGCCGCAACGAAGAUGCACGUCGGGUUUUGCGUAAAUUGCGCCCUGAACCUGUGGUGGAAGAAGAGCUACGUGAGAUUCAGGAUAGUCUGCAGUCUGACCAGCAGCGAGCGACUGCUAGUAUGGCGGAGAUAUUUGGUCGGAAGUACAUUGGUCGUACAUCGCUUGGAGUGUUCCUAAUGACUUUUCAGCAGCUGACAGGGAUCGAUGUGGUACUAUACUAUGCACCCAUUCUUUUUGAACAGGCAGGUUUCACAUCCACCAAAGCCUCCUUCCUGUCAUCUGGCAUCAUCGGCAUUGUGAUGUUAGUCUUCACCAUCCCCGCCCAGAUCUGGGUAGACCGAUGGGGGCGCCGUAAGCCCUUGAUCAUGGGGGGAUCAGCGAUGGCCAUCUGUUUCAUCGUCAUUGGAGCACUGUAUGCCCGUUACGGUCACACAACCCACGAUGCUGUCACCUUGGACUCUCACUCUGCUCAAUGGGCCGUAGUCGUGCUAAUAUUCAUCUUUGUGGCAAACUUUUCCUGGUCGUGGGCUGUGGUCGGCAAGAUCUACGCCUCAGAGAUUAUCCCCACUCGACUCCGGGCAAAGCGCUGCGAGCUUACUGUAGGUUUGAACCCUGCUGAAAUUUAA